UACACAAAAACAGCUGUUCUUUUGCUAUGGGUUGAUGGAUUCUAACAUUUUAGCCUCACGUGUAGCGCACAAUUUAUAAUUUACUGGCAUAAAAACUAAUUAAUUUCCGCUAGAAAUCAUAUACGAAUGUUGUUAACACUCUUAAGGAACGCUGUGCGUGCCAAUAACCAAGAUAUACUAAAACAAUUGCUUCUCAAUAAAGGAGUCAAGAAAACACGAGACAUGAACUCAAAACAGACAACACAGCAGCAACAAGCAAAGGCCAAGGAUAAGGCUGACAAACCAGUGGUCUUAAGAAAAGAACGGCAACAACAGGCAGCUAAGAAGAAGGCUGUUCCUUAUAUACCCGGCACUGUAACUUUGCAAAUACUUGGAGCUGGUUCCAAUGGGUCGCCGGCAUCGGUGUACUUGUUCACUGAUCAGUCAAGGUAUCUAUUCAAUUGUGGCGAGGGCACCCAACGUUUGGCUCAUGAACACAAAACCAAAUUGGCCCGCUUAGAGCAAAUAUUUGUUACACGCAAUACAUGGCCCAGCAUAGGAGGACUACCUGGUCUGGCUUUGACGGUUCAAGAUGCCGGAGUGAAAGAAUUGUCUUUACAUGGUCCCCCAUAUCUGGACAAUAUUCUAAUGUCUAUGAGAAAAUUUGUGGUUUUGAAAAAUCUACAGCUUAAAACUGUGGAUUGCACUGUAACACAAGAAUUUGAAGACUCAGUGAUGACAGUCAAAAGCCUGCCUUUAUAUCACAGUAAACAAAAUGGCCAGUCAGCUGAGUCUGCGGAAACUUACCCAAAUCAGGAUUCAGUAGUAAUUUCCUACAUUUGUACCUUGAAACCUCGACCUGGUCCCCUAAACUUAGACAAAUGUGUUGAACAUGGAGUACCGCCUGGACCUCUUUUGGGUCUUUUGAAAAAUGGCAUAGAUGUUACACUAGAAAAUGGCACAUUGGUCAAGUCAGCCGAUGUUAGUGAGCCUAAUGAGAAUCCCUUGUCAUUCAUAUUUCUGGACAUUCCUUCUGUGGACUUUUUGGAAAACUUGGAAAAACACAAAGCCUUAUUGAUCAACAAACGAAUCAACACUGAUAAUACACCCGAAUUGGCUGUUAUGGUGCACUUUGCUCCCAUUGAGGUACUCAAUAACAAUGUGUAUAAAACAUUUUUGGAAAAAUUUGCCCCAGCCACCCAGCAUAUCUUUCUAAAUGCAGCCCAAAAUACAUUUUCUGGUUACAUAGCUGCACAUAGAAUUCAAUAUCAGCUGAAUCAAUUGAAUCCCAAAGUAUUUCCAAUUUUGGCAGAAGCAACCCAACUCUUGGGUGGGUUGAAUAAUAAGCUAAAGAAAACAAAGUUAGAGGAUGUUGGUGGAAAUGAGACAUUGUCCAGGUAUUCGGAAAGCUCAGGAUUUGAGCAAAAAUUGCAAGAUUUAAAUACCAUGAGUAUUUAUCACUUAAGGCCCAGAAAAGGUUUGGAUCGUACCUCGGAAGCAAAAUUGCAGCCCACUGAAUACAUAAACGAAACCCAAAUUCCAGACUUUCCUUCUAUGCUGGAGAAAUUCAAAGCCGAUGUGAAGAAUCUCGAAUCCUCACCAAAAUCGUUUCCAAAAUAUCCCAUUAUUACAUUUCUGGGCACAGGCUCCUGCAUACCAAAUAAAACCCGAAAUGUUAGUGCAAUUUUGGUACAAUCACAGGAUAACAGUUAUGUGCUGCUAGACUGUGGCGAAGGGACAUUGGGUCAAAUUCAACGUAUGUUUGGUGUAGCCAAAGCACAGGAGAUUGUUAAAAAUCUCAAAAUCAUUUACAUUUCACAUUUGCAUGCUGAUCAUCACAUUGGCCUUAUUGGUUUGUUAACGGAGAGAUUGAAAUUGGAGACUAAUGCAGAGGAAAAAUUCCAGAAAGUUAUGGUAAUGGCUCCCAAACAAAUUGAACCCUGGCUAAAUUUUUAUCAGGAAUGUAUACAUAACAUAAAAGAAUCUUAUGAGCUGGUGGGCAAUGCCGAUAUGUUGAAUGAACCUUUAGAUUUAAGUAAAACUCAUGCAGAUUUGGGCAUAGAAUCCAUAGCCACCUGUAUGGUUAAACAUUGUCCUCAUUCCUUUGGUGUUAAGCUAAAUAUAAGGCCUAUAGAAGACAGAAGAGAGGAACCCCUUAGUCUUGUCUACAGCGGAGAUUCAAUGCCUUGCCAAGAUCUUAUAGAUUUGGGUCAAAAUUGCACAAUAUUAAUACAUGAAGCCACUAUGGAAGACGAUCUAGAGGAUGAGGCCAAACUAAAAAUGCACAGCACAAUUUCUCAGGCUAUACAACAAGGGAAGGCUAUGAAUGCCCAGCAUAUUAUAUUGACACAUUUCUCACAACGUUAUGCCAAGCUACCACGUUUGCCUAUGAAUAAUCAAAUUAAGAAUGAAGAAGAAAUGGAAGCUGAGCCCUUACCCUCACCAUCACCUAUGUCUAAUGUCUCCAUAGCUUUUGAUAAUAUGCAAAUUUCUUUGGAAGAAUUGCAAAAUUUCCAUGUUAUGUAUCCCGUUAUGCGUUCUUUGUUUGCUGACCAUGCCGAGGAGCUGGAGCAGAAAGCGCUGAAACGAGAAAUGAAAUUAGAAAGAAAACGAAAGUUAAUGAGUUCGUAAAAUGUAGUUGGCUAUGAGCAUUUCUUUUAAUAUCUAAUGGUUAUUAAAUUAUUUGGUUAUUGAUAAUUUGGUUAUUAAAUUUAUGAAUUAAUUAUUUAAUUAAGGCCAUAUAUUUUAUAUAAAUGACAACAAAAUGGAAAUUACAAAAUAUGUAAAAGUUGUAUUAAAUAUACAUCAAAUUCUUAAUGGAA
Stomoxys calcitrans (stable fly) is the source of this 2801-nucleotide messenger RNA. RefSeq names its product ribonuclease Z, mitochondrial (gene RNaseZ). Lineage: Eukaryota; Metazoa; Arthropoda; Insecta; Diptera; Muscidae. Gene Ontology annotation, biological process: mitochondrial tRNA 3'-end processing. Gene Ontology annotation, molecular function: 3'-tRNA processing endoribonuclease activity. Gene Ontology annotation, cellular component: mitochondrion. The transcript has 3 exons. The record is from RefSeq and is a predicted model, not a curated record. The coding region runs from base 127 to 2610 and encodes 827 amino acids.